GCGGUUUUCUGCAAACCCGGAAGCGGAUCGCGGGGAGUGAAGAUUGCACAGCAGAGCAUUGACCUCUAAAGACUCAUGUGGCCUGAAGAAGUCCAGAAGAGAAGAAAGGGGAAGGAAGGAGGAGACAGGGAUGGCUCUUCCUCAGGAAAGGUUGACAUUCAGGGAUGUGGCUGUAGAAUUCUCUCCGGAGGAGUGGAAGUGCCUGGACUCUGCUCAGAGGACUUUGUACAGGAAUGUGAUGCUGGAGAACUACAGGAACCUGGUCUCCCUGGGAAUCUCUCUCUCUGAAAUGAAUAUUGUCUCCACGUUGGAGCAAGGGAAAGAGCCCCGGACUGUGGAGAGUGAAGUGAAAAUAACAAAAACAUCAAAUGGUUGGAAAUGCAUCAAAGGUGUGAACACAGGAGACCUGGAGCCAAGAAGCGGAUCAUCCUUCAUUCCUGCCCCCUGCGGAAUCAGGGCCCGACUACCUCUGCCCACCAAGGCUGCACCACAGACUACUGGGAAUGAUAUAAAAUUCUCCUUUGAUCAGAGAAAAUAACUAAAACUCCUCCAAAAGGCAGCUGACUCACCAGAGUUCUCAAAUGACUUGGAAAUCAGAGUAAAACGCAGAUUCCCAGGCCACAUCAGGCCCCACUGAAGUCAUCUGGACAGUGCUUUUGUUUUCAACAGCUUUAGAGAGUUAUGCAUCACAUAAUGCUGUUUUGUUCAAUGAAAGACUGCAUAUACAAUGAUGGUUCCAUUAGAAUACUGUAUUUUUACUAUACCAUUUCUGUUUGGACAUGUUUAGAUAUACAGAUACCGCUGUGUUACAACUGCCUAUGACAAUACGCUGUACCCAUUUGUAGCCUCGGAUCCAGAGUCUAUAC
This is a messenger RNA of Saimiri boliviensis boliviensis (Bolivian squirrel monkey), 866 nucleotides long. The record is from RefSeq and is a predicted model, not a curated record. NCBI's taxonomy places the organism in Eukaryota, Metazoa, Chordata, Mammalia, Primates, Cebidae.